Molecule: messenger RNA, 1197 nt
Organism: Thalassophryne amazonica
Lineage: Eukaryota; Metazoa; Chordata; Actinopteri; Batrachoidiformes; Batrachoididae
Product: probable glutamate receptor
Exons: 8
Coding region: 133-1182 (349 amino acids)
Biological process (GO): synaptic transmission, glutamatergic; modulation of chemical synaptic transmission
Cellular component (GO): dendritic spine; plasma membrane; postsynaptic membrane
Molecular function (GO): transmitter-gated monoatomic ion channel activity involved in regulation of postsynaptic membrane potential; AMPA glutamate receptor activity
Source: RefSeq, a predicted model, not a curated record
CAUAUAAACCAGUUAAAUUCUGCCCAGGCUUCAGUUCUGCACCCUGCUUGUAAAACCUUUGAGGCAGUAUUCAAACAUCCUGCAUUUAGCACACAAGUUCAAGCUGUUCUCUCUGCAUUUGAGGUUUGUGACAUGAAGCUCUUCAUUACACUUGCCUUAUGUACGGCAACUUUGAGUGCAUCAUGGGUGACCACUGCAGAUGCCAAGAUGUUAUCCAUCACCACAAUUAAGGAGGACCCAUACAUUAUGACCUCGGGCUCUGACUUGGAGGGAUACUGCAUAGACUUGAUAUCUGCACUCUCAAAGAUGCUCGGCUUUGAGUACAAUGUGCACCUGGUGAAGGACAACCGCUACGGCAGCGUGGAUGCCAGCGGCAACUGGCACGGCAUGAUUGGUGAAGUCAUCCGAGGAGAGGCUGAUCUGGCUGUGGCUCCGCUUACCCUCACUGCUGUCAGAGAGCAGUUUGUGGACAUGUCCACCCCCUUCAUGCAAACAGGAAUUGGGUUCAUCCUACGAAAAGACCUGGCCUUUGAAGAAAGACACUUUAGUGUCCUGUCACCCUUCUCCACCAACAUGUGGGUCGGCAUCCUUGUGGCAUUACUGUUGACAGGACUCUGCAUAUUUCUUGCUGCCAGGAUCAGUCCUGCUGAAUGGGCUGAACCAGACACAGAGAAACACGUCUUUACUUUGCUGCACAGCUUCUGGUACAUCAUGGGAGCACUUACCCUUCAAGGGGCUGGUCCUCACCCCAAGGCCUUGUCUGGACGUGUAAUCAGCACCACCUGGUGGGUGUUUGUUGUGAUCCUGCUGGCCUGCUAUUUUACCAGUUUCAACUCCAUGAUGCACUCCAACACCAAACAUGUUUCUAUCAAGAGCUUUGAAGAUCUCGCAAACCAAGAUGUAAUCGCUUAUGGAACUGUUGACGGUGGCUCCACAAUGAGCUUCUUUAAGAACUCAAAAAACAGUGUCUACAGGCGGAUCUACCAGCACAUGGAGCGUAAAAAGAGCUUUGUGGCAAACUUGGAAGAGGGCAUUCGCCGCUCCCAGGAAGAUAACUUUGCCUUCAUUGGUGAAGCGGUGUCAUUGGACCUAGCAGCGGCACGUCACUGUAAACUCACUCGUUCCCCGGAGGUCGUUGCUAUGCGAGGCUACUCAGUCGCAGCUCCACAGGGUGAGAACUAGAUGACCAUAGUGAAC